AAGUGAUUGUGCUGGGGAGAUGAUUGUUGAAGGAUUGAUUGUUAGAGAGUUGUGUCGAAGUGAGUGUGUUGAAAAAGGAAUUAUCAGUGGAUAUGCCGACUUACUACAAGCUGAUCCCAUCCCUAACUAG
This is a messenger RNA of Racocetra fulgida, 130 nucleotides long. NCBI's taxonomy places the organism in Eukaryota, Fungi, Glomeromycota, Glomeromycetes, Diversisporales, Gigasporaceae. The record is from the annotation of a GenBank genome assembly.